AUCCAUUUCGGUUCGACAUUUACUUUGCGCGACCCGAUUUCACAAUAACCAAAAUAUUGUCAGUUACAUUGCUUAAUAGUCUCAUCUUGAGCAAUACCUCGAAGAUUGUCGAAGAUGGGGAACAUAAACACUGUUGGACCAAAUGAAGCACUAAUUAUUUCAGGAGGAUGCUGUGGCUCCCAGGGGAGGAAAACCAUUGUUGGAGGAUGGGGCUGGUCAUGGUGUUUAGUGACCGAUGUUCAGAGGAUAUCCUUAGAGGUCAUGACCUUGAACCCUGUGUGUGAGAGUGUAGAGACCUCUGAGGGUGUGCCAGUUACUGUGACAGGGGUCGCCCAGGUCAAGAUCAUGAAGGAACCCGAGCUUCUGAAGACUGCCUGUGAACAGUUCCUGGGGAAAAGUGUCCAUCAUGUUGAAUCAGUCAUUCUGCAGACAUUAGAGGGUCAUCUCAGGUCAAUUCUUGGUAUGUAUCACAGUAUGACUGCAUGUUUGCCCUCUCCCAACCAACUAGCUAAAAAUGACCCAAAACUUUUUUUUAACCUGUGA
Messenger RNA from Saccostrea cuccullata (small rock oyster), 543 nucleotides. RefSeq names its product flotillin-2a-like. Gene Ontology annotation, biological process: protein localization to plasma membrane; regulation of myoblast differentiation. The transcript is spliced from 3 exons. Lineage: Eukaryota; Metazoa; Mollusca; Bivalvia; Ostreida; Ostreidae. The record is from RefSeq and is a predicted model, not a curated record. Gene Ontology annotation, cellular component: cytoplasmic vesicle; plasma membrane; flotillin complex. The coding region runs from base 115 to 543 and encodes 142 amino acids.